UCUUCGUUUCCUCUUUGACUCCUCUUCGGCUUCCUCGUAUAAUUUUAUUUUUUAAAAUUAAAUUUAAUACUAUAGACAGACCUGAAAAAGCCAUAGCCGCCUCUGUUUUACAGCUAAAAGCUGAACUUGCUUAUUAACCUCUGAAAUUUGCAAUCUUUACUCUUUCUGCGAGUUUCUUUCAUCUGGGUUUUGAUUCAUAUCUCUGUUACGACUUCUGGGUCUUUUUCUUUUCUUCGUUUUUUCCUCAAUCAAUUAGCCACUGCAGCCUGUGAGAUCAUGGACUGGUAUUUUGGGAGCAAUAUUCAGGAACUUGUUGUCCCAAAGGAUCAAGAAAUAUCUGACGGGUUCCCAUCACCAGAAAGUUGGCUAAAAUGGGGAAUAAACGAGUCAGAAACUUUCGGGUUUCCUACCAAAGCCUUUGUAAUUCAUUCAAAAUUGGCCCAGGAAGAAGAAAUCAACUUUAAUUUCACCAAUAAUGAUGUUGAGUUGGAGAGUUGUAUUCAUGAUAAUAAAGAUCAGUCUAGUUCAAGUAUAGGUGGAGGAGGAUCAUCAGAGGAGUCCCUUCAUCACCAAACUGCUCUUUUUUGUGACCAGCAGCUGGAUUAUCAACUUGAUGGGCUUGCAGGAUUCCAACAGAUGGAUGACCUAUUCUUGAGUUCGUUAAUUGAAGAUCCCCUUGAGACUGACAAUCUUCACAGUUCACAUUGCUUUGAGCCUGAAUUGCUGGUACAGGAUGUUAAUAUCUUGAGAAACACAAUGUUAGAUACACAAAGUGUUUCUAGUGAUGCAUAUAGUAUGGGAAGCUCCAAGUAUCUCAAAACUCAUGCAUUUUCGCCAUCAGUGGAUCAGGAGAAAGGCAAAGUUUCAGCUUUGGCCUUUACUCCAUCCAAUUCAAAGCAAAAGAAUUGGCCAUUGUUAGAGGCACCGGUGAUCAAAGUCUUGGCCCCUUUUGAGCAUAAUGAAUGCAAGGACAAGGAAACAUCCAUUGAAGAAUCUGUUUUACUGGACCUGGAGAUGGUGAUGGCACAGUUGACAGAGAAGACUCGAAUUUGCUUUCGUGAUGCCUUUUACCGUCUGGCACAGAACUCAAGGCAACAUGUGCCAACACAGAACCAAAAUGGUAAUCUUUCCAUGGAAACUCCCCCAUGGACAAGUCAAGAAGACAAAAUGAGGCCUGGAGGAAAGAAAACUAUGGAAAUGGAGACCAACACCAUUGACAGAACUAUAGCAAAUCUCAUGUUCAACAAGAUGGACUUAGCAAGUUCCAGACUGGAAAGUCUCAAAGCAACCAGAUCAUCCAAGCACAGCUCAAAUCAACCACAAAUCCAUGACUUUCCUCUCUAUCCAUUUUUCUCAAAUGAUGCCGAAGUACCAAGCCUCUGUCAAGGGUACUCGCAAGCGAGCGCAUUUCAGGAUGUGCAUACCUCCAGAACUCCAGCAAAGAAGACAAUGUACUAAAACUUAUGGCAGUUUUUUUGGGGUGUGUUUUUUUUUUGGAAGAUAUACUAUUUCAAGCGAAAGAAAGCUUGAGAAAUUGUCUGGAAUGCGUUUUUCACUUCUUAAUGUAUAUACCCAAGUGAAUUGUUAUACUGGUAGUGGUAGGUAGGUAUGAUAGGCUACAGGAUUUGGUGCCUUCACUUGGCUCAAUUUUGGAAGAUGCAUAUUCACCAUUUUAUUUCAAAAAACUGAUAUCUAGGUUUAUUGAUCUAGUUGAUAAUGCUUUGAUA
Manihot esculenta (cassava) is the source of this 1727-nucleotide messenger RNA. RefSeq names its product protein LNK3. The transcript is spliced from 6 exons. NCBI's taxonomy places the organism in Eukaryota, Viridiplantae, Streptophyta, Magnoliopsida, Malpighiales, Euphorbiaceae. The record is from RefSeq and is a predicted model, not a curated record. The coding region runs from base 277 to 1458 and encodes 393 amino acids. Gene Ontology annotation, biological process: circadian rhythm; regulation of DNA-templated transcription.